AUAAAAAGCCGAAUUUAGAUCAGGAUUAAAUAGCGAAAGGUGAAGUAGAAGCUGAAAUAGAGUCGUGUCGAGUGGGAAGAUGGCGUAGACGACUAAAACGGAUGAGUUUGUUGUUUAUCUGAAAUAAACGCUGAUGAAUUAAAAACUCAGCCGUCACAGAAGUGUCGUAUUUACACGAUCGUGUCUCUGCAGGUGAACCAACAGCUCCUCUGUCUCUUCGUUUACAUAUUGCUUUGGAUGUGUGUGUGUGUGUGUGUGUGUGUGUGUGUGUGUGUUUUGCAUGUUCAUAAUCACUGGUGGUAGUAGAACAAAGUUCCGCCCAUUCUGUCCAUAGCGCUGUACUUCCUGUAAAACACACCUGAGUAAAGCGCGCCUGUGAUUCGUCUCACUGGGGGUCAUUCAUGAGUACGUCCGGCUCGGUGUAGCAGUCAUGGAUGACAUGGCCUCCGUGGGGAAAAUUAGUGCCUCCUCUGACUCGGUGUCCACCCUGAACAGCGAGGACUUUGUCCUGGUGUCCCGCCUCGGGGACGAGACCCCGUCCACUAAUAACGGCAGUGACGAUGAAAAAACAGGCCUGAAGGUGAUUUCUGAGGAAGGGGUCAGCUUUAAGAUUGUGGGGAACGGCAGUGAGCAGCAGUUGCAGAGGGAGCUCGAGGAUGUGCUGAUGGACCCAUCGGUGGCAGACGUGACUCCCGGAUCGGACCACGUGGGCGGGGGGGAUCUGAGCUACCCCACCACUGCGGCCCCACGUCAUCCCUGUCCCGCACCCCCAAAACUGGAGAUAGUCCUGCCCGUUCAUGGAGCUCAACAGGAUGACGGCUCGGUGAUGAGUCCGGGGACGCCGCUGCUGGACGAGGACAGCGUGGUGUUCAGUAAGCUGACGUACCUGGGCUGUGCGUCGGUUAACGCCCCCCGCAGUGAGGUGGAGGCACUGCGUAUGAUGAGCAUUCUCCGCAGCCAGUGCCAGGUGCCGCUUGACAUCACCCUCUCCGUACCUGGAGUAUCCGAGGGAACCGUCAGGUUGUUGGACCCUCAGAGCGGGACCGAGAUCUCUAACUACCCCAUCUAUAAGAUCCUGUUCUGUGUUCGGGGUCAUGACGGGACACCAGAGAGCGACUGUUUCGCCUUCACAGAGAGCCACUACAACGCCGAGAUCUUCCGUAUCCACGUCUUCCGCUGCGAGAUCCAAGAAGCGGUCAGCAGAAUACUCUACAGCUUCGCCACAGCCUUUCGGCGGUCGGCCAAUAAGGCGUCGCUCUCGGCUCAGGCUCCGCCCCUCACGCCGGACAGCGACGUUUUCACCUUCACAGUCAGUCUGGAGAUCAAAGAGGAUGAUGGGAAGGGCACCUUCAGUGCCGUGUCGAAGGACAAGGACCGACAGAGCUUCAAGCUUCGUCCUGGGAUGGACAAGAAGAUCGUCAUCUACGUCCAACAGACGUCUAACAAAGAGCUGGCCAUCGAGAGGUGUUUUGGUCUUCUCUUAAGUCCAGGGAAGAAUGUGAGGAACAGUGACAUGCACUUGCUAGACCUGGAGUCGAUGGGGAAGAGUUCAGAUGGUAAAUCUUACAUCAUUACAGGGAGCUGGAAUCCCAACACUCCUCAAUUUCAGGCUGUCAAUGAGGAGACGCCUAAAGAUAAGUUCAUGUACAUGACGACAGCGGUGGAUCUAGUGAUCACGGAGGUGGAGGAGCCGGUGCGCUUCCUGUUGGAGACGCGUGUGAGGGUGUGUCCUCCCACUGACCGGCUCUUCUGGCCUUUUAGCAAGCGCAGCUACACUGAGACCUUCUACUUAAAACUGCGACAGCUGGAGAGGAAGAGUAACACGGACACGCUGUACGAGGUCAUGAGUUUGGAGAGCGAGACCGAGAGAGAGAAGAAGAAAACGACGGCGAGUCCCGGCAUCCUGCCCUCCGCUUCACACGGUUCCAUGGCGCCCUCGCCUCCUGAGGAUGACGAGGAGGAAGAUAACGACGAGCCACUGCUGAGCGGUUCUGGAGAUGUGUCUAAAGAGUGCGCUGAGAAGAUUCUGGAGACGUGGGGAGACCUGCUGUCCAAAUGGCACAUGAACCUGGCUGUACGGCCCAAACCGCUCCCCGCGCUCGUCCGCAGCGGCGUCCCCGAAGCCCUCAGAGGGGAGGUAUGGCAACUCCUGGCUGGUUGCCAUAACAACGACCAUCAGGUGGAGGAGUACCGCACGCUCAUUACAAAGGAAUCACCUCAGGACAGUGCCAUUACUCGAGACAUUAACCGCACAUUUCCAGCACACGACUACUUUAAGGACACAGGAGGUGACGGUCAGGACUCGCUGUACAAGAUCUGUAAGGCCUACUCUGUGUACGACGAAGAGAUCGGCUACUGUCAGGGCCAGUCCUUCCUGGCUGCCGUGCUGCUGCUACACAUGCCAGAGGAACAGGCUUUUAGCGUUCUGGUGAAGAUCAUGUUUGACUACGGUCUCAGGGAACUCUUCAAACAGAACUUUGAAGACCUACACUGCAAGUUCUUUCAGCUGGAGAGACUCAUGCAGGAAUACAUUCCAGAUUUGUACUCGCACUUCUUAAGUAUAGGUUUGGAAGCUCACAUGUACGCCUCCCAGUGGUUCCUCACGCUCUUUACAGCCAAGUUUCCUCUCUACAUGGUGUUUCACAUCAUCGACCUGCUGCUGUGCGAGGGAAUCAGUGUCAUCUUUAAUGUAGCUCUGGCUUUACUCAAGACGUCGAAGGAUGACCUUCUGCAGGCCGACUUUGAGGGAGCUCUGAAGUUCUUCCGUGUGCCCGUGCCCAAACGGUACCGCUCCGAAGAGAACGCCAAGAAGCUCAUGGAGCUCGCGUGUAGCAUGAAGAUCAGUCAAAAGAAGCUGAAGAAGUAUGAGAAAGAGUAUCACACGAUGCGAGAACAACAGGAACAGCAAGAGGCCCCCAUCGAGAGAUAUGAGCGGGAGAACCGGCGUCUGCAGGAAGCCAACAUGCGUCUGGAGCAGGAGAACGAUGAUCUCGCUCACGAGCUGGUCAGCAGUAAGAUCUCGCUCAGGAAGGACCUGGACAACGCGGAGGAGAAGGCCGACGCCCUAAACAAAGAGCUCCUCAUCACGAAACAGAAACUGAUCGACUCGGAGGAUGAGAAGAGACGGCUGGAGGAUGAAGCGGCGCAGCUUAAGGAGAUGUGCCGCAGAGAGCUGGACAAAUCGGAGUCAGAGAUCAAAAAGAACGGCUCCAUCAUCGGAGAAUACAAACAGAUCUGCUCCCAGCUGAGUGAACGACUUGAGAAGCAGCAGACGGCUAACAGAGGAGAGCUGGAGAAGAUCCGGAUGAAGGUGGAGGGCUGUGAGAGGUGCAGCGUGCUCUUCAGUAAAGAGGGCCGUCUGAAGGCUCUGAGCGUUCCUAAAGAGCUGAACGAGGACGAGAACGACGAGGAGAAAGAAGCUCUGCAGGUGCAGCUCAGGGAGAUGGAGCUGGAACUCGCUCAGACCAAACUGCAGCUGGUGGAGGCCGAGUGCAAGAUCCAGGAUUUGGACCACCAUUUGGCUCUGGCGCUCAGUGAAGUGCAAGCGGCUAAAAAGACCUGGUUCAACCGAACUCUAACCUCCAUUAAGACGGUGACGGGAGCUCAGGGCAAAGAGACCACCUAAAAAUCAUCUCUCUCUCUCGUGCUCCCCCUCUCUCUCUCUCUCUCUCUCUCUCUCUCUCUCUCUCUCUCUCUCUCUCUUUAUGGAUCAGUGUGGUGAACCUCACGACACCCAAACGAACCAUUUAUUUUUCCCUUUUUUGUAAAAAGAUCCAGAUCUUUGCAUAGAGAGAAAACAAAACACACAGAAUAUACUAAAGCAGAGGAGGCUUUAGCGCUAGGCUUUAUACUACUGACUCUCACACACACACACACACACACACACACACACACACACACAUUAAUACCACACUCAAGCUACUGUUCUACUCCAGACUACUUGCACAAAAUAAACCCACAAACAUCAACAAACUAACAGCCUUCUUUUGGGAAGAAGACGAGCUUUUCUAAUUUCCGUUUGAUGAUGAAUUUCUGUGAGCUUACAUGAUUUAAUAUGUUAGACGUGUGUGUGUGUGUGUGUGUGUGUGUGUGUGUGUGUGUGUGUGUGUGCACUAAAGGAACCUUGUGCCAUUGACUGUGAGUGACCGUACACGACAGUGAUUUUCAUCAUGUAGGAAGAGGGACAAGGUAAAGAAGCACAUUUUUAUUUAUAUAUAUAUAUAUAUAUAUCUCAAAUAAAUAAAAGUAAUGGCACCCCUCUUUUGUUGGCGAAGUACACUAAAGAGAGGAGCGAUGGUCGGAGGGAAUGAAAAACGGAGACCUCUGUUGAAGAGAAGCAUCUCCUUUUUACCAUUAAAGCUGCCAUCAGUGAUUUUAUAAAUAUUCAUCAUUUAUAACAAGAUUCAUGUUUAUAACACAUUCACGCAGAGGCUCUGGAACCCCCGGGUUCUCGGACUGUACGUGGGGAGGAUAGCAGACUGGGAAAGUUUAAUCAAAGUGGACCACUAACAUCCAACCAAUCAGGAAAAAGUCUGCGUGCGAAGUCCAGUCAAGGAAAAGCUCCGCCCCUCUCGCAGGCAUGUUCUGAUGGUGCGAUUAGUUUUAAUCGGCGGGUACACCUUUACGCUCGCUGAUACACACAUUAAUGAGGGAACGCUAGCACGCUAGUUCCAUCCCUUUUUCUUAGCAUUAGCAUUAGCAUUAGCAUUAUCGUCGGUGGAUGCGGUCUCGUCAGAGAGCUGCGUCCUGAAGCACUUAUUUAGCGCGUGUAUGAGAGACAACGCUCACACACACUCUCACAGGCAUGCUUGUGCGUGUGCACGCGUGUGUGUGUGUGUGUGUGUGUGUGUGCGCACAUAAAGGCUGUGUAAAGAAACACUCUGUGGGUUUUUUUUUUUUUUUUUUUAAGUUUUUGCACCUUACAGACAUAUUUAUAACAGAAUCUGUCUUGCUCAUGUCACAGGAAGCCCCUUUUUUUCUUCUUCUCUCUAAAUAAAUAGAUAGAUAAAUAAAUAAAUAAAAGCAGGGGUCAUUCCACGAGGCACUGGCGGAUUGUACAUAAGAAGCAUUAAAGGUUUUUGUUUGAAUGUAAUGUUUUAUUUUGUAUUUCUACUCCAUGGUAACGUUACUAAUGUUGCCUCCUUGUAUACGUCGCUUUAAAGUUCUGUCUUUAAUGUCAAACUGCUGUCUCUCAUCUAUUACAUGCCAAAAUUUAUCCUCGUCCAGCAUUAUUAUUAUUAUUAUUAUUAUUAUUAUUACUACGUGUGUCUGUAUGAACAUGGUAAUAGUGUAGCUGCAUUGUGUAUACUUCAUCAAUUUCAAUAUAAAGCUACCAAACACAAAUAUAUCGCCUGUGUGUGUGUGUGUGUGUGUGUGUGUGUGUGUGGAUUUAUUCUCUGCGUACGUGUUUAAGAAGGUAUUAAAGUGUGCACGUUGUUCAUGGGGUGUAGACGAGAAGGGGUUCAAAAUGAAAAAGGCACCGCGGGUUUACCCUUUCAUGCAGUCGGUUUCAAGACCAAAAAAAAAAAGACAAUAAAUCCAAAUGAAGUUUAAAAAUUAAUAAAUUAAAAAAACGUGGGUCAGAUCAUAACUCAACCUUUGUUUUUUUUUUUUAAAACGAUAUUUUCUAUACAUUUGGUCAGCAUUGAAUAUUUUAAAAAAAUUUACGUAAUUUAAAUGCAGAAAAAAUAUAUGAUUCCAGGUAUUUAUACACGCGGACGAUCUGUUCUGCUUUUAUUGAAAUUAGUGAUCUUUAAAGUGAAGUUAAAAUUCGUCUUUAUGGCGAAACGAAUGAAAACGGACCGAUUUUUCGGAAUAAUUUGUGUAUGAAAAUGUAAAUUUGUUUACAGUGUGAAUAGAACCUGACGAUGGCGUAGAGAAUUAAUUCUCGAGUCGUUUACGUUUUUUUAGCUGCCAGUUUUUCGAUAAGAGUCUAUUAAUAACUUCAUCAGCGGACGUGUUCAUCGUUCGAUGUUACCGUCUUCACGUUUGCUCCGAAGCGCCUCGUAACCCCCGUACCCGUCCUCGCCGAUCAUCUCGGCGAUGUUUUUCCUCCUCUCCGAUCAUCAGGUACGUAUCUUGGCACCUCUCUUACACGCCGCGUCACGUACGCUGCUCUAGCUACGAUUUUAAUCUUUUCUGCUUUUCUAAAAAAACGAAUCCUUCUUACAGAUGCCUUGGUGGUACGGAGAUCCUCACCGUCACGUCAUCUAGACGUCCUUCCUUUCAUCGGGUGAGAUACGAAGCGUGACCUCGUCCAACACGUUCACACGUUCAGAUCACGUCUAUACCGUUAUUUAUUUAUUCUGACCCCCCACCCCCAUGUAAUUCCGGAUACACGCCAUUGCCGAUGCUGAUGUGAGUUGAUUAGGAAUGUCGUGUGUUAGCUAGCUGCUUUAGUUAGUUCGUAUGGAGUAGCGUUCGAGCGCGUUUUCACUGCGUCGUAAUUCCUCGUUGUCGAUGACCGAGAGCGACCGAUCGUCAAGAACAUCAUCAUCUCCUAGCGUCGUGUGAUGAUGACGACGUUUUAGAUGUUUUAAGAUGCUGUAGUUCCUCGUCUUGCUUUGUUUCGAUUCGUGAGUGCGUUUACGUACGCUAGGUUUACGCCACUUGGUAUCGGAGCUUGUUUCACGUCCGAGCGAACGAGUGUGAGAUCAGAUUGAUAUCAGUAUGUGUCUCAGUAGUGAUCAGCACAUUUUACACAGCUGCCUCCAAAGCAGUCAGGGUGUGCGUGUGUGUGUGUGAGAGCUGAUGUUGGAAUGCGGUACGAUCCUGUUACACUCGUACGUCAGCGCUGUGCAGUCGGACCCUGAGAGUCGGUGUGUCACUCCGUCUCACGUUAUAAACUGUGAGUGCGAACGGUAACGGAUCUGCAGGAGUAGAGUAUCUCCGGGGCUAAAAACAGACCGAGACCCCGCCCUGUGUCUGUAAUGACUUUAACACACAGCUCUCGCCGUGUACGAGUCGGUUCCGUGCGUACCAUCGAGGGCGUUGUAACCGGGUUCUCGUACGUUCUGCGUCUCUCGGGUUCGGUGAAACCCUACACUGUUCGAGAAGCUCGUGUCACCGUGUCACGAUGCCAGCCCUGUCAUCAUGCACGCCACGGAGUUUUCUAGAAACGAAGCCUUUAAUCACGUUUCCUCCAGCGUGGGGAGGACGAGGGGGAGGAGCUAAAGCCGGGCUUAUGGUCUACAAUGUUGGUACAGUUUAUACAAUAAUUUACUGAAAGCUUUGUUUAAAUAGUGUUUCACUGAGAUAAAGUCCAGCGCUGGCGUGGCGUGGCGUGGCGUGGUUGCUUGGUAACCGUACAGUUUGACGUUCUGCAUCAGGAGUUAUCUUUACAGCGCGAGCACCUUUAGUGCCUGGACCUGCGGUUCCACUGGAGCGUGGAGUCGUACAGCGUACGCCUGCUUUAACGCGUUCUUCGUCCCCAAUCUCCUUCUCCGAGGGCGUGAUGACGUCCCAGAGAUCAGUGUCUCUCAGAACAUUCCGGACAGACACAAAAACACACCGCAGAGCAGAAUGGUUCAUAAUCAGUACGUUUUUAUUUCCUUUAAAAAAACAAAAAACA
Molecule: messenger RNA, 7570 nt
Organism: Ictalurus furcatus (blue catfish)
Lineage: Eukaryota; Metazoa; Chordata; Actinopteri; Siluriformes; Ictaluridae
Product: rab GTPase-activating protein 1-like
Exons: 27
Coding region: 431-3625 (1064 amino acids)
Source: RefSeq, a predicted model, not a curated record